GUCUUUCAUGACUGCAACAAGCUAAGAAAAACAAAAGGUAAGGACAAGAACUAAAGUGAGAUAUUGAGAAAAGAUCAAAGAGCAAAGAAAUGAAUUAUUUCUGGGUUCGAGCUUUAGUUCUUGUGGUGUGCAUUUUUCCAGUUUUGGUCCAAUGCAGAGUUCGUAACUACAAGUUUAAUGUGGUGCUGAGAAAUACUACCAGACUCUGUUCAACCAAGCCCAUUGUCACCGUGAAUGGCAAGUUUCCAGGACCCACACUUUAUGCCAGGGAAGACGAUACAGUGCUUGUGAAGGUCGUCAACCAUGUCUCAUAUAAUGUCUCCAUCCACUGGCAUGGAGUUAGGCAACUUCGGACAGGUUGGGCAGAUGGGCCAGCAUACAUAACUCAAUGCCCAAUCCAGACAGGGCAGAGUUAUGUAUACAAUUUCACCCUCACCGGCCAACGGGGAACACUCCUUUGGCAUGCACAUAUUUUGUGGCUAAGGUCAACCGUCCACGGUGCCUUAAUCAUCUUGCCUAAGCGUGGUGUCCCAUACCCAUUCCCUAAACCAGACAAGGAAGUUGUUGUCGUAUUAGCUGAAUGGUGGAAAUCAGACACUGAAGCCGUGAUCAACGAGGCUCUCCAGUCCGGACUAGCUCCAAAUGUCUCGGAUGCUCAUACAAUUAAUGGCCAUCCAGGGUCAGUCACAAGUUGUUCCUCAGAAGGUGGGUUCACAUUGCCAGUCCAAAGUGGUAACACCUACUUGCUACGCAUAAUCAACGCUGCGCUCAAUGAAGAGCUCUUCUUCAAAAUAGCUGGGCAUACACUCACAAUAGUAGAAGUAGAUGCUACCUAUGUAAAACCAGUCAAGCUUGACACAAUUUUGAUUGCCCCUGGCCAAACCACCAAUGUCCUAGUAACUGCUAAUCAAAAUUCUGGAAAAUACUUAGUAGCUGCCUCACCAUUCCUGGACACUCCAAAUAUUACUGUUGAUAAUGCAACCGCGACUGCCACAUUGCACUAUUCAGGCACACUUGCUAAUUCCCCCACAACUCUAACUAUUCCACCCCCACAAAAUGCUACAGCAGUUGCAAACAAAUUUAUAACCUCUCUCCGAAGCCUUAAUUCGAAAAAAUACCCCGCUAAGGUCCCAUUGAAGGUUGAUCAUAAACUUUUGUUCACUGUCGGACUAGGAAUCAACCCUUGUGCUACUUGCAAAGCUGGUAAUGGAAGCCGGGCAGUGGCUUCUGUUAACAAUGUCACAUUUGUUAUGCCAACCACUGCUUUACUUCAAGCACAUUUCUUCAACAUUAGUGGUGUUUUCACUACUGAUUUUCCUGGCCAGCCACCACAUGUUUUUAACUAUACGGGUACUCCACCAUCAGUUUUACAGACCAAUAAUGGGACAAAGGCUUAUAAGCUGUCUUACAAUUCUACAGUUGAACUUGUUCUGCAAGACACUGGAAUCAUUGCCCCUGAGAACCAUCCAGUCCAUUUACAUGGGUUUAAUUUCUUUGCUGUUGGUAGGGGGCUAGGGAAUUAUAAUCCAAAGACAGAUCCCAAAAGUUUCAACCUUGUUGAUCCUGCUGAGAGGAACACAAUUGGUGUGCCAUCUGGUGGAUGGGUUGCAAUCAGAUUUCUAGCAGACAAUCCAGGAGUUUGGUUCAUGCAUUGUCAUUUGGAAGUGCACACAACAUGGGGUCUUAAGAUGGCAUUUGUAGUGGACAACGGAAAAGGACCUAAUGAGUCACUUCUACCUCCUCCAAGUGAUCUUCCUAAAUGCUGAACCACAGAGAAUAUAUUUAUAACCAUACUUGUAGAGAAAGCACCACCUGGAAAAAGAUGGUGGGAGAGACAGAGGCAACUCGAGGAAAGACUUAAAUAGUUCUAAUAAACAACUGAGACAUAAGAUUUAAUUGUUUCUUGAGUGAAUAAAAAUGUUUGCUCAAGCUUUGUCUGAAUAAAUUUGUGCGAGCAUUUUAGUUGUUGAAAUAAAUGUGUUUAUCUUUUUUGCUAAUGGAAGUGUAUUUAUUGGAA
This is a messenger RNA of Quercus robur (English oak), 2017 nucleotides long. Its product is annotated as laccase-4. The coding region runs from base 90 to 1766 and encodes 558 amino acids. Gene Ontology annotation, molecular function: hydroquinone:oxygen oxidoreductase activity; copper ion binding. The record is from RefSeq and is a predicted model, not a curated record. Gene Ontology annotation, biological process: lignin catabolic process. Gene Ontology annotation, cellular component: apoplast. The transcript is spliced from 6 exons. NCBI's taxonomy places the organism in Eukaryota, Viridiplantae, Streptophyta, Magnoliopsida, Fagales, Fagaceae.